UCAUCAAAAGAAUUUGGGGCCACAAGGAUUUGCUGCAUUUUAUUUUAAUAAUUAAUGCAACAGCCAGCCGCCAAAAUGAGCCACAGGCGCAGGUACUAAUAUUAAAGCGCAUAAUGGAAACACUACCAUGUGCUAGCGAAGUGGCGCAAAUGCAGGAGCACCAACAGCAACAACAAUCUGAAACCCUUGUAAAUAUAAAACGCGUUUCGCUACCUUUCGAGAGGCAAAGCCCUAUGGACACGGAUAUGACCAAAGCCGAGGAUGUGGGGCAAAUGCUAAAACAGAAGCCGCAGCACGCGGCAACUCUUGUUGGCGUCGCGGCACAGGCACAGCUUGUGAAUCUCAGCAGCAUUGACAGCCUCUGCGAGAAUGUGGUUAACAUACCCAAGGAGCUAAUCCUCAUAUCGAUGGUAUCACAGGAGCAGGCUCUUUACAAUCCCAAGCAUCAGCUCUAUCGCAGCACAAAGAGCAAGGAUGAAAAGUGGAGUGAAAUUGGUAGCCAUGUGGGCUGGACAGAUGCGCAAUGUAAGGCCAAAUGGAAGGCCAUGAGGGACCAAUAUUGCCGUGAGCUAAAACGCGCCAAAACGAAUACCAAAGGCAACGUCAAGUGGAAGUACUUCAAGGAGCUGGACUUUCUGCGUCCUUAUGCGCUGGCACGCAACUAUCGAUCACGUGGCGCGCAGAACGGCAAUGGAAUUCUGACGUCGAUAUCGCUGCCCAAUAUGAGCACCAGCACAACCACCACCAACAGCAGGGGCAACGUGAAUAACAAUUCUUUUAGCAACAGCAAUAGCAGCAGCCAAAAUCUUACCUUGACCACAGAAUGCAGCAAAUUUACCAACAUCAAAAUCGAGGAGCGAAGCGCCUCGCUGCUGGAAAACUGCAGCUUUGUACCGACAACAACAACGACGGUGACAACAGCAACUGCAUCCGCUGUGGCUGCGCUUGAUAAGAAAACGGAUGCGUCGCGUGGAAUUAGCGCAUAUUUAGCUAGCCAAAUCAUGCAGCAGCAACAGCCGUCACAGCAGGAAACCAAUUGGAACUAUUUGACCGAUGCAAGUGGAAAUGCCGUUGGCUCUGCCACAUCGAUAACUGUUACCUGCGAGACGCCGAAUCAAACGUCUGGCAAUACGCUUUACAAUGAGUUUGUGGACUGUGUGAAUGCUGCCAACGUUGUGAGUCAAUCGACAACGCACAAUCAUCAAACGAAUGCCGAUGAGGAGGACGAUGAUCCAAUACACACAUUUCUCAAUAUGGAAAGCUACUUUGAGAAGGAGCUAAUCAUACUGAUACAGCAGGAGGAUAUGAUCUACAACUAUAGCAAUCAAAACUAUCGCAAUGUCAAACUAAAGCUGGAAGUCUGGGAUGAAAUAGCGCGAAAACUUAAGAAGCCAGUCAAGCAAUGCCGACAGAAAUGGAAGGCACUACGGGACCAAUAUGCACGGGAGUACAAACGUCUGAAAACGCAGCUGCAUAUUGACGCCACAUCGCGUUGGAAGCACUAUGAUUCCCUCGGCUUUCUACAGAAAUAUAUUCAACAAAAGUCGCUUGAUGGAGACACGCUGAACAUGCUGCUGCCCAAGCACGAACUUGAGGAGCAUAUGGCCCAAUCGCCAUUGCAGCAUUCCGAGCCACAGUCAAGCACUUUGGAUACAUCGCCCAGUAGCUCAUCCCAGCUUAACAUGUCCACACUGCCGCCGCUAUCGGGUCCACACAAAGUCGAACUGUCUGCCACAAUGCAGCAACAACAGCAGCAGGAGGUGCAGCAACCCAGCGAGCUGUGCGUGGCCAGUUACGAUGAAAUGGAUAUAGAAAACUAUAUAAACGGCGAUGUGGUGCAUGAUGAUGAGGGUGAGGAGAACGAAAACGAGGAUAUGGAGACGACGCCAACAUCUGAACAACCUACACAACAGCAGCAGCAACAACAACAUGUGGUUAACUAUGAGAAUGAUGAUGAUUCCGUUUAUAUGGCCGUGCAAAGCGUAAGCAAUGCCCUAUCCAAGUCGGAGCCGCUCAACGAGACGGGCAGCAGCCUGGAGCCACAGCAGCAGCAACAGCUGCAACAACAACUACAAGCUGCUGGCGACUAUACGCAAAAGCUGGAGGUGCAUACGCCCACUUCGACCAGCACACGCUUUCAAAAUACAGCCAACACGCCAUCAACGUCUAGUCAGGCUGUCUUUCCACUCGGCGCCUGUUCCAUGGCUACAGAGGAGGAUGAAAUCGGUGCCUUCUUCAAGGCCGUUGCCAUGAAAAUACGCAGUGCACAAUUGGAGCCCGUGGCUUUUACUGAUCUGCAAAUUGAUAUAUUGCGGGUCAUUAACGAGGCGCUGCGUAAUCACUAGAAACAAGUGAAGGACGCAGAGAUAAA
This is a messenger RNA of Drosophila montana, 2371 nucleotides long. Its product is annotated as putative mediator of RNA polymerase II transcription subunit 26. Lineage: Eukaryota; Metazoa; Arthropoda; Insecta; Diptera; Drosophilidae. The transcript is spliced from 5 exons. The record is from RefSeq and is a predicted model, not a curated record. Bases 114 to 2345 code for a protein of 743 amino acids.